AUGAGUACUGCUCAGCGCGUAUCUGCACUCACAGAUAUAUAUCACGCUCAUUCAUUCUUGAUACACUCAAUCUUGGCCGUUUUAUCAGGUUAUAUCGUGUUUGGAAUGGGUUGGUUCACUAGGUCAGAUUAUCAGCCAAAAGGACAGCACUGCUAUGUCACUGGAGGCACUCAAGGUCUAGGUAAAGCUCUGGCCGAGAGCUUGGUCAGACAAGGUGCUCAUGUUACGGUGGUAGCGAGAGAUGUGGUCAAGGGCGAGAAGACAUUGGCUGACCUGAAGGCCAUCGCUCAACCUCAUCAGAUCAUUCAAUUCAUCUCAGCCGACUUGACAGAUGCCAAAUCAUCUCAAGAAGCUUUGAUAAAAGCAUCCGAACCAUUCGACGGGAAAUGUCCAGAUUAUCUGUACCUGUGUGCGGGUUUCUCUAGACCCAAAUAUAUGAUGGACAGUUCGUUGGAGGAAUUCAAAGCUGGUUUUGAUGGUGUCUUCUGGGUAUCCGCUUAUACUGCUCAAGCCGCCGUCAAAACGAUGAUCCGACAACGUCGAACGGGUAGGAUAGUGUUUGUGUCUUCAUUCCUGGGAUACACAUCGUUUGCAGGAUACACCAAUUAUUCACCUGGGAAAUACGCUUUAAGGGGCUUGUCCGACUCUCUUCGCUCGGAAAUGCUGAUACACGGUAUCAAUAUUCACAUCUUCAUGCCGUGCGGUAUAGCGGGUCCAGGAUAUGAUGCUGAGAAUGCUGAAAAACCUGCUAUCACGUUCAAGAUUGAGGAGAACGACACUGCUAUUCAGCCUGCCGAGUCUGCCAAGGCACUAGAGCGAGGUCUGAGGAAAGGCUACUACUCGAUAACAGAUAACAUCGUAGCUGAUUUCGCACGAUUGCGAUCCGACGGUGGUGUUCCGGGGAACAACUUCUUUGCGGAUCUCUUUUACCUCAUCAUUAGCUCUUACGGAAUCCCCAUCUGGCGAAUGACCGCCGAUAGAGAUGUUAGAAAUGGUAGACAGGCGGUUUUGGAUGAUUACGAAGCUCGAGGAAUUUACGAUACACCCAAGACCAAAUGA
Kwoniella botswanensis is the source of this 1059-nucleotide messenger RNA. RefSeq lists its product as uncharacterized. Gene Ontology annotation, biological process: sphingolipid biosynthetic process. Gene Ontology annotation, cellular component: endoplasmic reticulum membrane. NCBI's taxonomy places the organism in Eukaryota, Fungi, Basidiomycota, Tremellomycetes, Tremellales, Cryptococcaceae. Gene Ontology annotation, molecular function: 3-dehydrosphinganine reductase activity. The coding region runs from base 1 to 1059 and encodes 352 amino acids. The record is from RefSeq and is a predicted model, not a curated record. The transcript has 8 exons.